AUGGUGUUUCUCAAAGAAUUCGCGCCGCGGAAGGCUGAAAGACGGCCGCCGCAAACGUACCUCAAAAAAACGGUGCUCCGGUCGUCCGUGGUGGUCAAGUUCUUGCCCGAUUUCCUUGUUUGCACAAAUAAACCACUCAAAGGACUCGCUAGCACUUCGGUUAAUGACGAGGCAGACCAAACGCUACAUUCCCGGGACCAGGAUUCGUAUUUCAGUAGCGAUUUGGGCGACGAUGAUGUCAUGAUGCUUGGAUUGGACGCCGAAAACGAAACAGAUCCUCUCGUUUUCCAGGUUCCGGCUGCAGAAUUCCAGGCAGUGGAUAUUGUGGUUAGACUAACCUCCUUAGUGAUUGACGGUGUAGAGUUUGGGCUCAAUUCCGCUGUUUCUGACGUAGUUCUUCUUCAAGGUGCUCGUGGAACAGACCCAAGCGAGGAUUCCCUUCUAGUGUCACUUAAAUCGGGCUUUUUGCUCCUAAUACGUAUCUGGAAGGUUUCUCGAACGUUUUUGGGUGCCGGGUAUGCGUCGGACGCUCUGCAGCUGCCGGCGCCUAUCCUGUACGUUUACAAGCCGUUUGUAGUCCAGUGGUGGCGCCUGAACGACCAGAGGCCGCUGGAAAUGACAGGCACUGCUCUCUAUAGUCAUGAUUCGGGUCUCGCUGUGGUUUCUGUGUCGCCGCAGUCGUUGUUCCGUAUCUACACCCCCGAAAACACAGACCUAGGCAUUGCCUUUAAACCACACUUCAAUGUUCCGGUGGAUGGUGUUAUUCUUCAUUCCUGCUUCGCAAAACCAUACGAGACACUGGACGCAAUCAGUCAGAUUCUCUUUCUUACUCUCACGUUGACGGACGAGAAACGCUUGGUGCUUACACUCCACAGUUGGUUCGUAGCAGAUCUGCUUUUCCAGAACAUUCAGAAAUCGUCGCUUCCAUUGAUGAAUCUGUUCACAUGGCCCAUUAUGGUCAUUCCAUUGGCUGUUAAUAGUAGCUUCUUGCUCGUUUGUCCGGACGAGUUUGUGAUCAUCACCGCACACAAUAUCUGGUCUGCUGAUUACUCGUUCCACAAAUUUGCCUACGAUGGCUCGUUUCCGACAGCAUACUACAGACCGCCCAAGGAUGAAGACGAUGACUCAAGGGGGGAUGAGUUCUUCUUGGCAUCAGACUCGGGCGUGAUUUACCUUAUCGGUGUCGCUUCCAACGAGAGCUUGGAGAUUCGCCCAUUUCUCAGAAUCAAUGAGGCCAUAUCCGAAUUCACAUUGAAGUCCCUGCAGCCGCGCUCCGGGUUUGUUCUCGAGUAUUCUUGUGACGGUGGGGCAUCCAAAAGACUUUAUUUCCCACACGAACUCCUGUCACUGAUAUCAUCGCUGCUGGCAGCUGAAAAGAUCCCAUAUAGCGAAGGGGUUUUGUUGUACGACUAUAAGGGCUGGACCCCUAUAGUCGAUUUUGCGCUUGUCGACUCGCCGCAGCACCCAAUCAUGUCUCAGCAGAAGUUGGCGCUUACCGGAUCUGGAAAACGGACCAGGUUGACUCUGUUCCAGCUGGGCUAUUGCAUCCACAAGGACACCCGAUGCUACUCGGCUCUCCGGAAAAACAAGACCAUUUUCUCUUUCAAUCUUGGAGAGCGACUCUUUUUGGUGUGCUCACUGAGUGCUGGUUCGUCCUUGAUUGAGUAUAGCCCAACAGAAAUGGAGGAUGACGCCGGCGCUGCCGACGCCUUGACUGAAAUAGAAUCCAAUCACUUCGAAUCGCAAAUGCCUACUCUCUGCUGUGGCGUUGUUGAAGAAAAAGAUAUCAUGUACCAGUUUGUUGCUUCAGGUGUGUUAUUCUCUGACUUUGAUAGCAGCAGAUUCGAGAGUUUUGGCGUCAAACGACUUAUCUGCGCUAAAGUUGUUGGCGAUCUCGCAGCUUUGAUAUUCGAGACCGACUCAAUGCUCAGUCUCAAAUUGUUCAAAAUGGAAGUGUCUGGCCUCGAGGAAGAGCCUACCACCCUGUUCUUUCAGCCAAUUACUGACACAUCGAUAGAGCAGAAUUUCAGCUCUUUCGAGGUGAGUCGUCUGGGCGAUACAUUACUACUCUUCCUAGGGUUUUUCGACGGCUCUGUGGGAAUUGUACAAACCAACUUUCAAACAGGAGCCAACACAUCCACCAGUUUCAUCGUUACAGAAACUCUGGAGAGUAAAAUCCUCGAUGUUGAUUGUUGUGUUCCCAGCAGUUUUGCAUACGUGCCCCAUUUGCACACUUUGUUUGUUGGCACAAUCAAUGGUUCAGUUCUUUCGUUUACAUUGAGCAAUGAUCUCCGUGUCAACUUUAAACGAAUACAUGAAUUGGGAACUGACUCUGUUUAUUUGCAUUCAAGUGUGAACGAUCCCAACUUUCUUCUCGCAUCAUCCACUACACUCUUUUUGUAUAAUUUCUAUGCAUCUGAAGACCCACAAUUGGCGUCCUUCAACGACCGGGUGGACAGAAAUAUCGUGAUGUUUGCUGAGCUUCCAUUAACACAGGCACCAUAUCUUCCGUUUGCGUUUCUCAGAGACGACGGUGUGAUAAUUGGUUCCAUCUUUACCCACAUUACAACUCUAGUCAAGCAGGUGAUGAUAGGUGUUGCUGCAAAGAAAUUUGUUUUCUUUGACGUUGCUGGCACAUUCAUCAUUCUGUGCAAAGCAAAGGAUCCAUCGGGAAGGUUGUGCUUCGUUGACCAGAAGACUUUCAAGAGUCUUCAAUGUGAUCAUACGAGCUCUGCGCCAGAAUCUGAAGAGUCAUCAUUAGUAUUUGCCGAUGACGAGCAUCCUUUAUGUAUGCAUGUGUGGAAUAUUCGGCGCCAGGAUAGAACAUCGAAGAAAUUGAUUGUUGGGUGCGAAUCCGAGAACGGUGGAACCCUCAAGGUCAUCGAUGUUCGUCGAAAGCACCUUCAAGAUCACACAGUAGCUAUUGAGAUAACCGAGCUCUACUCGUUGCAACAUAAUCGGCCCGUCACGUCAAUCUGCCAAAUUGGAAGUGCGAUCUAUUUCUCCAGUGAAAACACGGUCUAUUCCACGGAAUAUAGUAUGGAAAGCAAAAAAUUCGGUGAUUUGGGAAAAGUCGCCGACAUGCCGUCGCCAGUGAUUUCGAUUUCGGCACAGCAUGGUAAGUUGCAGGUGAACACGCUAAGGGACUCGGUAUUCCUGUUUGACAAAAGCAGCGGAAGCAGUGCUUUGAAUGUCGUCUACAAUGACCCCGUUCCACGAAGUUUGGUCAAUCAUUUCCAACUCGACAGCAGAAUGGUUCUCGGUGAUAAGCUUCGCUCAUCAAUGUUGGUGGUAGAUACAAAUCUUAGCUCUAGAAUGGCAAAUUACUGUUACCAACUUCUGUUUAUUCCAAGAGUUUUUCUGGCCAGUGCUGACGCUUCUUAUGACUGUGGAGUUGAAAACACGAUGCUGAUUCUAUGUGUUGGUGUGAGCGGAGACUUUGUCAUGUUUAGCCUUGUGGGAAACGAAGAUGCCUCAUUCAAGGAUCUCAGCAACAGAUUGGAGCAAAAGUACCAUUUGCGGCCCGGCGCGCCAGUGCAAGAUUUCAUGGAUCGGUUGAAUCGUCCGUUUGUCGGUAAACUCACAGGCAAGGGAUUGCACAGUUUGAAUCGCCCAUUUUUCGACUAUUCAGAUAAUCAGGGUAAAGUGAUAGAUCUAGACAUUGACGAAAUUGCUGUUUUGGGUAUUCUCAAAGCAUGA
This is a messenger RNA of Australozyma saopauloensis, 3699 nucleotides long. RefSeq lists its product as uncharacterized. The transcript has a single exon. Gene Ontology annotation, molecular function: protein binding. NCBI's taxonomy places the organism in Eukaryota, Fungi, Ascomycota, Pichiomycetes, Serinales, Metschnikowiaceae. The record is from RefSeq and is a predicted model, not a curated record. Bases 1 to 3699 code for a protein of 1232 amino acids. Gene Ontology annotation, cellular component: site of double-strand break; nucleus. Gene Ontology annotation, biological process: DNA repair; proteasome-mediated ubiquitin-dependent protein catabolic process.